Messenger RNA from Chelonoidis abingdonii (Abingdon island giant tortoise), 1068 nucleotides. The record is from RefSeq and is a predicted model, not a curated record. NCBI's taxonomy places the organism in Eukaryota, Metazoa, Chordata, Testudines, Testudinidae.
AUGUGGCUGCUGCACCUGUUGCUGGCCCUGCUGGCUCCUGUCACUGCUGCAGGCUGCCAGGGUGCUGAGCUCGACAGGCAGCUUAUCCUGGCCAAGCUCCGGGCCCAGGUCCUGGAGUAUCUGAGUCCCAGUAGCCCCAGGAGCAGGGCCCAGCAGGAGCGAAGAGGGAUGCACAGGAGGCACAUCCCAGGGACUCCAGCCCUCUGGGGCCAGGCGCUAGAGGACACCUCCCAGGUGAUACUUUUCCCCACCACAGAUGUGCCAUGUGAACCACCCCAGCCGGACGGGCUCCCGGAGGAUGAGAGUCUUUUCACCUACCUCUUCCAGCCUUCACCUCACACCCUGAGCCGCGUGGUGACGUCCACCCAGCUCUGGUUCCACACCGGCCCAGUCCUCGUGCCCCCCGGCUCAUCAGCUGCUGCCAACCACUCUGCGGUGGGGGCAGACGUGCUGAUCCUCUCGGGGCAGGGCCGGGUCACCGUGGCAGCCACUGUGGUGCAGGCAGCCGAGCAGUGGACGGUCUUUCACUUCGCUGCGCCCUUCCUGCGCUACGUCUGCCAGAAGCUCUUUGUGCUGCUGGUGCGCUGCCCGGGCUGCCCCUGCACGGCCGACGCAGACAAGAUGCCCUUCCUCAUGGCCACCACCAAACCCAAAGGGCCAGACAGAGCCCGCCGCUCCUCUGUGCCCUGGUCCCCGGCAGCCCUCAACCUGCUGCAGCGCCCAUCAGAGGAUGCCGCAGUCCACGCUGACUGCCACCGGGCUGCCCUCAACAUCUCCUUCGAGGAGCUGGGCUGGGACAAGUGGAUCGUGCACCCUAGCAGCUUCGUCUUCCACUACUGCCAUGGCAGCUGCUCCGACGCCCACACCCUGAGCCAUGCGCUGGGCUUCCGGCUGUGCUGUGCGGCCCUGCCCAGCACCAUGCGCUCCCUGCGUGUGCGCACCACCUCCGACGGCGGCUACUCCUUCAAGUACGAGACUGUGCCCAACAUCCUCACCCAGGACUGCGCCUGCAUCUAGGGCUGCCGGGUACCAUGCAGCCCUGCGCUGGGCUCUGCCGAGCCGGCCCGA